AUGAUUGAAAUCCUGGACGACGUCUGGCGUGCCAUCAAACGGCUGAUUGUGCAGCCUCGCAAGUGUCUGCACACGGGCGCUAACGGAGGUGUGAUGAUUCUCACAGCCUUCGUGGCCUGGAAGUGUCUAAUGCUGCUCACUAACUGCGCUUCGCCCGUGGUCGUCGUCCUCUCCGGCUCCAUGGAACCCGGCAUGUACAGAGGCGACAUACUCUUCCUCCGGAACCCCGGAACUUACCACACCGGAGACGUCGUCGUCUACAAUCUCAAGGGGCGAGACAUACCCAUCGUCCACAGGGUCCUCAGCGUGCAUCAAAGAGACGAUGGGAAUCAAAUGCUUUUGACCAAGGGCGACAACAACAACGUAGACGACCGCGGUCUGUACAACCGAGGCCAGAUGUGGCUGACCGAAGACGACAUCUACGGCACCGCAUAUGCCUACGCACCUUCCCUGGGCAUGGCGACCAUCUGGAUAAACGAGUGGCAGGGGGCGAAGCAACUUUUGAUCCUGGCUAUGGUGAUUGCUGCGAUGAUGGGCAAAGAGAUUUGA
Messenger RNA from Gregarina niphandrodes, 549 nucleotides. Its product is annotated as signal peptidase 21 kDa subunit. Lineage: Eukaryota; Apicomplexa; Conoidasida; Eugregarinorida; Gregarinidae. The transcript has 2 exons. Gene Ontology annotation, molecular function: serine-type endopeptidase activity. Gene Ontology annotation, cellular component: membrane; signal peptidase complex. The coding region runs from base 1 to 549 and encodes 182 amino acids. The record is from RefSeq and is a predicted model, not a curated record.